AUGGAUUUAGAUAGUAAAGCCUAUUCCAAGUUAAUUCAUGCACACAAUAGUGUUGGAGGCUCUGAAGAAUAUAUAAGAAUUAUUGUUGCAAUAUUGCCUUUAAGAAGGGAAUUUCAGAUCUGGCAAUAUAAACAAUACAUAUUACAAGAAAAGGCUAAAAUUAAUCGUCUUCAGCUAGAGCUUUCAUCCCAAUCUACUCCACAUUCAGAAAAGGAUAAAUUGGCAUCGGUAUCAUAUGAUUAUGACGGCAUCCAAACUGGCAACCAAAGAGGUACAGAAUGGCAAAAACUUCAUCAUAAAACUUAG
Messenger RNA from Rhizophagus irregularis DAOM 181602=DAOM 197198, 306 nucleotides. RefSeq lists its product as uncharacterized. Lineage: Eukaryota; Fungi; Glomeromycota; Glomeromycetes; Glomerales; Glomeraceae. The record is from RefSeq and is a predicted model, not a curated record.